CGAAAUUUUAUUUUCCGCUCGGCUCUCUACGUGGUACUUUCAAUCUUCAAAAUGGUCGUGAAAGACCCGUACAUAAGUAUUUCGUACGAAAACUUCUUGGUUCUAGAUAAGAAAUGCACCGCUUUCAAAGAAGUAUUCAAUGAUCCUAGUAAGAUGCCAGUAAAAGUGUUCAUCGACCUCGGCGAGCGUCAAUUAAAGGAAUUGGAGUUAAUCAGAGAAAUCAGUAAGGUGUUGCAGAAAAAGAAAGAAGACGACCUUGCAAUGGCUGCGAAAGCGGCAGAAGAUGCUGAAGAAGAGAGAAAGCGGGAAGAAAAAAAGAAAUCUGAAGAAGCAAAAGCCGAGGAGACAGAAGAAAAGAAAGAGGAAUAACUUGUUUCGAAACUCAUAAUUAAAUAUAUGCAAUUAAUUAUUUAUUUUAUCGUAUAUCGUGUACUCGAUAAUGAUUUUGAUAUAAUAAAAUAUUAUUCGACAUUCGAUAAUCUCCUAAUUA
This is a messenger RNA of Hyposmocoma kahamanoa, 490 nucleotides long. RefSeq names its product UPF0329 protein ECU05_1680/ECU11_0050-like. The record is from RefSeq and is a predicted model, not a curated record. The coding region runs from base 52 to 369 and encodes 105 amino acids. The transcript has 4 exons. NCBI's taxonomy places the organism in Eukaryota, Metazoa, Arthropoda, Insecta, Lepidoptera, Cosmopterigidae.